AGGUUUUCCAUUAUUUACCCAGCAUUGAAGAUCCAACCCCACUCACAUUGAACCCAAGCAGGCUCUCAUAUCAUACCAACAAUACCAGCACUGACAACAACAACAACCCCGCAGCUAUCAUACCCAUCACCAACCGCCAUGUCCGAAUACUCCUUCACCUCCGACUCCGACUCGGGCUCCAUCAUCAUGACCCCAACCACGGGCUCCGAAUACUCCCCCGACGCCUCAUUGCGCGAGUCUUCCCCAUCCUUCUCCAGCCGCGACAGUGGCUCCGACGGCAGCGGCUAUGGCGACGACGACGAGGGCGACGCGGAGGCCGAGUGGCAGGAGAGUCUACAGCAGUUGGAGCUGCUGCUGAGUCUGGUGCUUGUUCCGUUUAUUGGGAAGUGGGUUGGGAGGAAGUGUGCCUAUAUCGGUAUGCUUAAGACAUCCCAUUUGAUGAUUGGGGUGGGGGCUAAUGUACAGGAUAGCGUGGUCGAAGUUUAUGAGUUGGAAGUAUCCUGUUGACGUCGUUGUGGAAAAGGCCGCGCCUAAAAUCGUGUUGUCGGUGGCGGUUUCAUCACCGUGGUAGAGAGGGGGUCGGGGUUGGAAUGGAAUAUCGUCCGUUUUUAUUUCUUGGGAGGUAUAUGUUCGCUGGAGGCAAAGCUCCUGGAGAGAUACAAAUUACAGCGCUAUGGAGUAAUGGGCGUGAAGUUAUUUUUCAAUUUUUUUGCUAUCCUUUCACCGGUCGAUGCUUUGUGAGACCUCUCUCCUCGCAAAGCGUAGCUUUUUCAGUUUGCUUCGUUUCUAUUAUAUCAUAAGCACGAAGAGGGAGAAGGUCAUUGAGCUAAGUUAGAGUGCUUACCAAAGCAUUGUACUAGAAUAUGUAUGCACAAAUCCCCUUAACCCAACCAUGCAAGCUAUUAU
Molecule: messenger RNA, 906 nt
Organism: Tuber aestivum (summer truffle)
Lineage: Eukaryota; Fungi; Ascomycota; Pezizomycetes; Pezizales; Tuberaceae
Source: the annotation of a GenBank genome assembly